Fusarium graminearum PH-1 is the source of this 468-nucleotide messenger RNA. RefSeq lists its product as uncharacterized. Lineage: Eukaryota; Fungi; Ascomycota; Sordariomycetes; Hypocreales; Nectriaceae. The record is from RefSeq and is a predicted model, not a curated record. Bases 1 to 468 code for a protein of 155 amino acids. The transcript has a single exon.
AUGGGUCUCAUCGGUCUUGCUAUCAGCACCAUCUUCAACAGCCAAGACAAUAAUGGCGCUCGCUCUGGUGGCUGCUGCAGUCGUCGAAACCAAACUCAACAACAACUCUACACGGGCUCACCCAACCCCGAUUACAUGAAUUACACUGGUCGAUCCUCAUGCCACCAGCGCAAGAUGGAACGCCGUGUCCAAAGACAACUACAGAGAGCUGAGCGCACGCAACUUCGCGCAGAACAACGAUCAGACAGGAACUUUCAGAGGGCCGAGAGGCGCCAGGCGGGUGUCAUGCUGGUCAAGUCGGGAGCACAGAGAGUUGGUCUUGUUGGACAGCCUCAAGUUGAGAGUGUUUCUGAUACGAUGAGCUUUCGGGAUGAGCCUAAGGAGUAUUCUUAUGAGCUGGAUGCUAUCAACCAGCAGCACAUUGCGAAAGAUGCGCCGCCAUCAUAUGAUGAAGUUGUACGGAAGUAA